AUGGAACUUAUCCACCAAUUUCCAUUUACUGACCUUCCAGUUGAGCUUGCCUUCAUGAUCCUCGAAUAUGCCGCGCGACCAGCCUUUGAUCAGGCUGACCUAUAUGAUGCUAGAAAUCCAUAUUCAUCUGCACUCACACUCUGUUAUGUUUCAAAACUUGUCAGGCGCGUCGUGCUUCCCGAACUCCUGCAUACCAUAUUGCUACCGGACUUUCCACACGUAGAAAAGUUCGUGCAUGCUCUACGUAUGCAGAAAACGUAUGGGGAGAAAGAAAACGACCUCCAUUUUGAGUACGCACCUCGUGUGCACAAGAUCUGGAUUGUAUCUCAUGGCGGGAGUUCCACGCCAGCUCAUUUGUCCCACACACCCCGAGCUCAUGCAUUAAAACCUUCUCAACCUCCGCUCGACAUUAGCCUCCUAGCUCCGAUACUACUCGCUGCACCGUCCCUUGCCCUCGGCUGGACAAGUCUGGACCUUCUCAUAGAAUGCCUUGAACAUGCAUGGAAGUUUCGUGCAACCACAAAUUUCAACAACGAACAUUCCCUUCCUCCCUGGAACACACAAACUCUGACACUAUCGUGUACGCCCCCCGCCACCGGCCCACGGUGGGAGCGUCUCACGAGCACUCCUCAGGGAUCUGCUUUCCUUGGUUCAAUAUCUCAUCUCUCGACCAACCCAUACGUAUGCGACUACAAGUCUCAUACGACGAACAUAUGUGGAAACUACCGCCUGCCCCAGUGGAUGGAGAUGACUCCAUGGGCUUCUUUCAAGAAUCUUAAAACCGUCUUCCUGCCGUACCCGCGUAUCGAACCUUCUGCUGAUCCAUUUGCGUUGAUCUUCACGGGAAUCGACUCAUACGUGGAACUGCUGACGUUGUCUGCAUCCCUGCUGAGGAUCGCUAUGACUGCAUCCCCAAGGAAAUCAAAGGAUUUGCAGAGAUUGGUCCUGGAGAGGAGUGUAUUCGAUCAGAGGAUAUUCGUUUAA
Suillus bovinus is the source of this 984-nucleotide messenger RNA. RefSeq lists its product as uncharacterized. Lineage: Eukaryota; Fungi; Basidiomycota; Agaricomycetes; Boletales; Suillaceae. Bases 1 to 984 code for a protein of 327 amino acids. The transcript has a single exon. The record is from RefSeq and is a predicted model, not a curated record.